AUGAACGACCUCCCUCUUCCCCCCUAUGAGGCCCUCCCUCCCUAUGAAGCCCCACCACCUUGGAUUCCCCCACAACAAAGAAAAGGUAACCCAAGUUACGACGCUGACAUCAGGCUGUUUCUGCCGAGAAGAAUUUUACUGAAGAGAAGGAUGAUUACCGACACCGUUAGUUCGAAUUCAGAAGCGGAUAGGCUGGGAGUCAGGGAGGGUGAUCAAAUAAUUGAAGUGAACGGCGUGAACUUUGAGAACAUUGAACAUACAGAGGCGGUAAGAAUUCUGAAGGGUACAUUGGAAGUAGACAUGAUUCUGAAGUAUUUUCCAUACUUGUGUCGAAAAGCCGUUGCAAAAAAGCCAGUGAACGAGCAAAACAGUGCCUUCCAACGUUAA
Messenger RNA from Helobdella robusta, 387 nucleotides. RefSeq lists its product as hypothetical. NCBI's taxonomy places the organism in Eukaryota, Metazoa, Annelida, Clitellata, Rhynchobdellida, Glossiphoniidae. Bases 1 to 387 code for a protein of 128 amino acids. Gene Ontology annotation, molecular function: protein binding. The transcript is spliced from 5 exons. Gene Ontology annotation, cellular component: basolateral plasma membrane; synapse; cell-cell junction. The record is from RefSeq and is a predicted model, not a curated record. Gene Ontology annotation, biological process: maintenance of epithelial cell apical/basal polarity; neurotransmitter secretion; protein localization to basolateral plasma membrane.